GCCCCGCCCCUUCCGCUUCUCAGGCCUGACCUUCCGGCCGCUGGGUCGUUCGCUUAGCCGACAUUGACGCGUCCUCGCGAUUUGGCCCGACAAGCCCAGUCUCGUGACAUCAUGGUGGCGUACUGGCGACAGGCUGGACUCAGCUACAUCCGAUACUCCCAGAUCUGUGCAAAAGCAGUGAGAGAUGCUCUGAAAACAGAAUUCAAAGCAAAUGCUGAAAAGACUUCUGGCAGCAGCGUAAAAAUUGUGAAAGUGAAAAAGGAAUAAUCUACCCUGACUAAAGCUUGAAACACUGCAUUUUCAAGGUGAAGAUGUGUGGGCACAUGUUAUGGCAGAUUGAAAACGAUCACACUUCAUGGAAAAAAAUACCUGUCUUGUUCCUAGAUUGACAAUGUCAAUAAAUUGAAGUAUAUGGUUCA
This is a messenger RNA of Hipposideros armiger (great roundleaf bat), 419 nucleotides long. It is a transcript of the gene ATP5F1E, whose product is annotated as ATP synthase F1 subunit epsilon. Gene Ontology annotation, biological process: proton motive force-driven mitochondrial ATP synthesis. Gene Ontology annotation, cellular component: mitochondrial inner membrane. Gene Ontology annotation, molecular function: proton-transporting ATP synthase activity, rotational mechanism. The coding region runs from base 112 to 267 and encodes 51 amino acids. The transcript has 3 exons. Lineage: Eukaryota; Metazoa; Chordata; Mammalia; Chiroptera; Hipposideridae. The record is from RefSeq and is a predicted model, not a curated record.